Messenger RNA from Vanrija pseudolonga, 1153 nucleotides. RefSeq lists its product as uncharacterized. Bases 68 to 1153 code for a protein of 361 amino acids. The record is from RefSeq and is a predicted model, not a curated record. The transcript is spliced from 4 exons. NCBI's taxonomy places the organism in Eukaryota, Fungi, Basidiomycota, Tremellomycetes, Trichosporonales, Trichosporonaceae.
CUCACACAGAGCUCUGUCACUCACACCCACUCACCCACUCGCCGCUCACACGACCGCCGAGCUCACGAUGGACGGUGCGAUGCCCUCCACCACGAACCCGUCGCCGCCCGGCGCGCCGCGGUACCUCACCCACAUUGUGCCCUUCACCGCUGGCGGGGACAAGCUGCCAAUUGCGCGCGUGGGCGAGUUCCGGACCGCGCACUACUCGCAGAACGACACGAGCCUCAACGACGCCCUGUGGAGCCUGUACCCCGUCGAGAAGAGCCUCGAGGAGCUCAAACGUCGCGAGGUGAACGCGAAGGCCGCAUGCGACAGGCUCAUCCCGCCCAUGUCGCGCAGGUACGACCGCAAUGCUCUUGUCACCGGCGUGCCGAUACACGAGCACGGGCGCAUCGCGGCCAACCUCCACACCCUGCGCAUCACGUACCACCGGCUGCUGAACGACCCCACGAUCGACGUCGAGGCCAAGGGCGACGGCCGGCCCGCGGUCGACAUCCUCCUCGAGCGCAAGAAGCUCGGCCUCGUCGAGCCCCUUCAGACCCUGCUGCCCCGCCUACAUCAGCUGAACGAGAUGAGCAAAUGCCACGUCUCAAAGCAGUACAAGCUCGCCAUGCUCAGGUGGUGCCGCGCUCUGAUCGACAUGUACCCCUGGACUGCGACACCGCUGAUCUUCACGCACGGCGAGGCGUUUGGUCUGCGGAUAGGCCCACUCGAGGCAGACCUGUGGAGCAAGAUUGCGACGGGCGCGGUGCACCUGUCGACCGACGACCCGUCGUGGGCCAUCGUCGCCAAGUCGACGGCAUGGGCGGCCAUCAGCAUGCGGUACAACACGCACCGACACCUGUCGCUCGCGUACCAGCGGUGGUGCAAGGGCAAGUCGCUGGACAAGCUGGUGGGGCAGUUCAUCCCCCCGCACCUGAUCUUUGCGCGCGCGCUCGCCGACCCCGACCUCGCGCUGCGCGACCUCAUCGUCAAGAUCUGGGCCGCUGACCCAGACGACGGGUCGUGGGCCCACCAGCAGUGCUACAAUGGCCAUGUGACGUGUGUGACGACCAUCGAACACAUUCCGGUGACCCGCAGCGCACUGCCAGGAGGCUGCUUCGAUCUCGACAGCGAGGGCCUGCCGAUGUUCCCCGUCGGCAUGGAGCACUGA